UCCGGUGGGGCGGCAGCAGCGGUUCAGCUCACUUCACACAUCUGAACACCCACACACACACACACACACACACACAUUCACAGCCUCACUUUCUUCACACACACACACACACACACACACACACACACACACACACACACACACACACACCUUAACAUAUUUACUCAGGAGUUCUUGCAGUAUCGAGGAGUCUUGAUUGAAGAAAAACUAAAUGGACAGAAUGGACGCUUCACGGCUGUUCUCUCUACUGCUGCUCUACGGAUAUCUGCCAAAAGUGUUAUCGGUGCAGAUGUGUGACGUGAUGAACGAGAUCGAGCUGGAGAAAGACCGCUGUGAGAAUAACACCUUGGGGAACGUCACUUCAGAUUGCCAUGGCAUGUGGGAUAUCAUCGCCUGUUGGCCCCCAGCCAGAGUCGGAGAGGUGGUUACAAUAGCCUGCCCCACUUACUUCAGUUACUUCAGUGAUCAGCACAGAGGUAACCUUUCCAAAAACUGCACACCGGACGGGUGGACUGAGAUGCAUCCUUAUGACAUCGCUGUGAACUGUGGAUACAAUCUCAACAGCACAAGCGAUGAUGGCAAGUUUUUCUGGCAAGUGAAGAUUGGCUACACCAUCGGCCACAGUGUUUCCCUCAUAUCUCUCUCCACAGCUAUUGUGAUCCUCUGCAUCUUCAGGAAGCUCCACUGCACAAGGAACUACAUCCACAUGCAUCUGUUUGUGUCAUUUAUCCUGAAGGCCAUCGCUGUGUUCAUCAAGGAUGUUGUCCUCUACGAGGUCGGGGAAGUGGACAACUGCUCCUCAGGCUCUGUUGGCUGCAAAGUAGUGAUUGUGUUCUUCCAGUAUUGUAUAAUGGCCAGUUUCUUCUGGCUGCUGGUGGAAGGCCUUUAUCUUCACGCAUUGUUGGCCGUCUCUUUCUUCUCCGAGAGGAAGUACUUCUGGGCUUACAUCCUGAUCGGCUGGGGAGGUCCGAUGGUUUUCAUCACAGCUUGGAGCAUUGCUAAAGCCUACUAUAAUGAUGUUGGAUGCUGGGAUAUAAUCGAGAACACUGAUGUGUUCUGGUGGAUCAUUAAAACCCCUAUUUUGGCUUCAAUCCUGAUGAACUUUAUUCUUUUCAUCUGCAUCAUACGAAUACUUCGCCAGAAAAUCAAUUGCCCGGAUAUUGGAAGAAAUGAGUCCAACCAGUACUCGAGACUUGCAAAAUCUACGCUGCUUUUGAUUCCACUGUUUGGGAUCAAUUUCAUCGUGUUUGCAUUCAUCCCAGAGCAAGUGAAGACUGAACUACGGCUAGUUUUUGACUUGAUUCUGGGGUCAUUUCAGGGCUUUGUGGUCGCAGUCCUUUACUGCUUCCUCAAUGGAGAGGUCCAAGGAGAGAUCAAGAGGAAGUGGCGGAGGUGGCACCUGCAGAGAUACAUGGGCUCGGACACCAAAUACCAACAUCCAUCUAUUGGCAGCAGCAACAACUUCAGCACCCAGAUCACCAUGUUGACACGAUGCAGCCCAAAAACAAGCCGUGGUUCAUCCUCCUGUCACGACGACCUGUCCAGCAUAUGACCCACAUGGACAGUGAUACAGACGUACAUGCUGUACAAAAUACUCCCAUGUCAAACAGUGUAUGUAAGCUCUAUGGAUGAAAGACACACUCUCCCUCAUUAACACAUGCGCUCUUGGAGGAUGUGUUGCUUGAGUGUGACAUGGACAAAGGGAAGUGAUGAAACAACAUAGUGCUACCGUAAUCAGCUACUAAGCGGCUUUUAAUCACCACGCUUCUUUAAAAAAAAAGAAAAAAAGUAGGUUGAAGUCACAAAGAUACAAGCGCAUCGCUUCACAAGCACAGCUUUUGCACAUUUGAAUGAGAGACAUUCACUUUCUGUCUUUGUAUUUCAUGAUUCAGUGCACAGGUGAAUUUGUGAGUCAUACCAUUAUGGAUCAUUUGGUCAAUCGUUAUUAAGUUCCCUGUGUGCUCAGAGGCCGGGCAAUGCGAAAUGUCACAUAUUAAUGGGGUUAGGUGAGGGAUCCAAAUGUGAACUGCACCAGCAGACCCACAAUCUGAUGUAAUUAUGCGUUGAUUAAAAAUCACUUAGCGGAUUCCUGCAGCUCCAAAUGAACAAGGCUGGUGCAAAGACACAGAUGAUUGAAGAAAAUGAGCUGGUAUUUUUUAGUUUUUUUAACAAAAAAUCCCAUUAUUUAUAUUGUUACAGUGUGUGCAGCAUCAUUACAGGCAAGAAAAUUACCAGAAAUACAUUAUGGGAGGUGUGUUUGAGUGCUGAAUGUGAGCAGUGAUGGAAAAUGUGUUUUAAAGCAUAUUUUAGGCAACAGAAAAGAACGUAAAAGAACAAAACAGUGUGCAACAUCUUGUUUUCCUCGCUGUGUAGGAGGACAGAAAAAGAAAAACUGGCUGAUAACCAGGAGCAAUCUUUAUUUCCAUAAAUGCCAAACGGAUUCAGACCGGGUGACCAGUGUGAUGCUGAUUCACAAUGACGGGUUUGGAGUACAAAUGCCCUUCUCUGCACUAUCACUCUCAUGAGAGACUGAUUGCUCUUUGCCUUCCCUUUUAUCAGUACAUCCUUUCCUCUUGUUUUUUUUAAUUCUGAGCCUGCGAUAUGGUUGAUGUUUUAUUUUACUAUUUGAGGCACUCUGUAUUAAAAAAAAAAACUGUUUUUGCUCCGAUCACUGACGAGUGCCUGGUUUCAGUGUUUUGAGGUGACACUUUCAAUCAAAUCUUCGCUGGCUGUUGGGCUGCACAGCGACUCUGGAGAGGAAAUGCCUUCAGUCCUUGAAUGUUUACAUUUACUUAGAAGGAGUCAUUUAACAUUUUACAGCCAAGUGUACAGUGUAAAGAACAGUUAUUGUUAUGGAUUGUUGUGCCAUACUGAUUGUAUCGUGGCUACAAUAUCAGUAAUGUAUCACUGUAAUUGUUGUUUGUUCGCGUUAUUGCAACAUGUGGGAUUUUAAGCCUCACCAGGAACAUAAAAUACUGUUGUACAAGCUUGUUUAUGUAGCAGUCUGUGGCUCAGUGUUAAACAUAACAGCUAAAUAAGAGGCACUUACAUUUGACUUUAAAACAGAUGUGUACAGAGAAGCUUACGUUGCGAUGCUUUGGUGGACUGAUUGGAACUUGAACUCCUAAAUCCUCCAUCUUGAAAAAAACUGUUUCCUGAAUUUUGCAUCGACUUGUCAAGUCUAAACUUCUCCACUGGAGGAGUUUCAACCUGACAAGUCAGUAGAGACUGUUUGAGCCGGUAUGUAAAGCAAAGCAAGAUGACAAGGAUGACUGGCCCUGUCAUAACGAUGCUAUCAUUGUGAUUUUCAGCUUACAAGGUUAGACUUAAAAGUCACUUUAAUGUUCAUGCAGGAGGGAGCAUCCAGAAGGUCCAGCCUUACCUGGAGAAAAUACCAUAAUCUCAACCCACCGCUGAUUUAAAGGGUCAGAUCAAACAUAGAGCCCCAUGUCAAAUGAUAGAACAAUACUGCUGAUGUUGAUCUAGAAAUGAUCAAAUAUGGGAGGUUUUGUUGGUGACAUAAGCUUAAAGUAAUGGUUGCCUUCUACAUUUUGGGAAUCACGCUUAUUUGCUAUUGUUAGAAGAGAUUGAAGACUGAGAAGAUUAACACCACUCUCAUAUCUGUCCGUUCCAGCAGCUGGUUAGCUUAGCUUAGCAUAAAGACUGGAAGCAGGGGGAAACAGCUAGCCCAGCUAUCAGCACAUGAAAAGCUCACUAAUGACACGUUAUAUAUCUCUUUCUUGUGAAGUCUUGUCAUCACCAUGGGCUAGUUGGGCUGGUUACUCAAAAAAAAAAAGUAUUACUCAUUCCUCAUUACUCUUUUAAAAAGUAAUAUCAUUACUUUACUUAUUACUCCCUGCCAACAGUAAUUGCGUGUUACUAAUUUCCCCCACGAUUACAAAAAUGAAUCCAAGGAUGUGUUUGAUUCUUGGAUUUCAAAUCAGUAGAUGGUGACAACAAAAGUAAUAUUCUAACUAAUAAUUUUUGGGAGGAGUAACUAAUAUUAUUACUGAAAUGUAUUAAUAAUUAGUCACUGAGAGUGGUAUCAGUCUUCUCAUCUAAUUCACGGCAAGAAAGCAAAUAUUUCCCAAAAUGUCAAACAAGUCCCUUAAAGACUCAUUAUCACACAUUGUUUGGUGCCUGUCUUUUGUUGUCAGAAUGGUUUAAUGUAAUUGUCUGACUUUGCCAAUGUACCUCUCAAAAUAGUGAAUGUAAAUAGAUUUGUACAUACUGAAGAAACAAUUCAAGUAUACAGAGUUUUCAAAUCACAUGUGUUGUUAGAUAUUAGUGUUUUGGUAACCGGGCAUGGUUGUUUUGUAUCAGUGAGAUAUAUUAAAACUCAAUAUUGACUCAACAAUGACUCACUUAUAGUAAGUAUUCAGUAUUGAAGUAUGUGUAAUAUAGAUUUGUUUAUUUGCAAACUGGAUAUUGUGCUGUGUAUAUUUAAGUUUGGAGAGUUUUUUUGUUUUAUUGUUAACAACAUAUGUGUAACACCAUUGCAAUGCAUACCAUUGUGAAGCUACAAAUGUACUGCAAGUAUUUAUUAGCUUACAUUCACAUUUGUGUUCACAAAAGGCCGUUCAUUAGUUUUACAAUAAUAGGUUUUUGUAUAUUAUUAUUGUUAUUAUCAUUAUUAUUAUUAUUAUUAUUAUUAUUAUUAUUAUAUUGUGUUGUACCUUGUAUAUAAAAAGUGAGGAAAUUUAACUUGCCAUAACAUUUUGACAUUGUUCCACUCGAACUGUAUGAAAUAAAUUAUUAAGAAAUAUACAA
Messenger RNA from Dicentrarchus labrax (European seabass), 4770 nucleotides. It is a transcript of the gene vipr1b, whose product is annotated as vasoactive intestinal peptide receptor 1b. Gene Ontology annotation, cellular component: plasma membrane. The record is from RefSeq and is a predicted model, not a curated record. Gene Ontology annotation, molecular function: vasoactive intestinal polypeptide receptor activity; G protein-coupled peptide receptor activity; peptide hormone binding. Gene Ontology annotation, biological process: adenylate cyclase-modulating G protein-coupled receptor signaling pathway; cell surface receptor signaling pathway. The transcript has 13 exons. The coding region runs from base 212 to 1552 and encodes 446 amino acids. Lineage: Eukaryota; Metazoa; Chordata; Actinopteri; Moronidae.